AUGGCUUCGUUUAACGCCAACGGCUACGUGAUGGCCUCCCGGAUUCCUAUGCGGGAUGUUCAGCCGAUCAACAAUGAGAGGAGUGCCGCGCCUCUGCGAAUCGUCUCUCGUAUUAUUGGAACCAGAGAAACCUGUACCGGCUCGGCUAGCCAGUGUGAGAAGCCAGUUGACCCUUCUACCCUCACACUGCCCAUCACUUUGGGUGUCUCGAUCCCCAUUGUUGGCGCUUUGUUUCUGCUGUUUUACUUCCACCGGAGAAAUGUCAAGAGGCAGAGGCAGGAGGACGCAACUGAUCCCAACCGUGGCCUAGAUUUCGGACUGGGCGAAACCAGCUCCGACAUAGGUGGAAAAGGAAAGCGCAAGAGCACCAUGUUCCGUGAGAAGGGAAUGGGUCUCGACACGAAGCAUCGCCAAUUGUCCAUGGACAUGAACUUGGACAGCCCCUACCUCCUCCCCCCCGGUCUUCAGAGCUCACGUGAGUCUCUGCAUUCUCUCGCGAGGACCCUCCACAGCGAGGCAGACCCCUACCGACCCGUGGCUGGGUACACCGGCAGCGAUGUCGGUUCCAUCCGAUCGUACAAGCCCGAUGGCGCUUCCGUUUACACCAAAUCGACGAGCCGACGGGGUUCCGCCAUGACUGGCCGCACCACCAUGACGCAGAACACGUUGCCUCCUAGGCAAAACUCCCUCCCCAGGCCCCCUCCUGCCACGGCAGACCCCUUUGCCACGCCCAAGUCUAGGUCUGGCUCCCCUGCUCUCGAAAUCAUGACGACAAACUCGCCCGUCGUCUUGUCACCCACGUCUCCGGUCAUUCGAAGCCCCCUCAUCGCCGAGCCCAUCAUUCCCAAGAUCGAAACCAUGCCGUAUCCCGAUGACAGAAACGGUGAUUCUCUUCCUCAGAUUCAAGACGUCCCAGAACCUGCCCCUGUUGCUCUGAAGGGACUUCCAGGCAACCCUCGCCCGCCUGCUAGAAACCCGUCCAUUCCCGAAGCUCAAGAGUUGGAUAGCACUCCGGCAGCGGCCCCUGUUGGCCUUGGUCUUGACGAUAUGAGCUCCUCUGCUCACUUGAACCAUCAAUCACCACCGGCAAGCGGCGCCCUUCCCACCAACCCCCGGGCCCAAAAGGAUGCUGCUCCUUCAACACUCCCAGCCAAUGUUCCAGAGGAAACGAAUGCUUAUGACCGCGACGACCAGGACUAUUACGACUUUGACUUUGAGGACAGAGGCCGACCCCAGAGACGCUCUGUAGAUAUGAACGACAACCGUUUAUCACGUGCACUUGGUGUUCCGGAACAGGAAGCCAAGAGGCUCUCUGUUGGGUUCCGGCCCCUCCCUCCCGAUGAGGUUAUGGAGUCCGAGGACCCUGAAGAACGUGCCAAUAGGAUCAGAUCAUUCUACAAGGAGUAUUUUGACCCUGAUAACCCGCACGCUGGCCAGGCUCCGCCUCCCAUGCCUCAAGGACCUCGCGGACCUGCCAGAGGACCUGCCAGAGGACCUCCCAGCGGACCUCAGUACUACGAAGACUACGACCCCAGCUACAAAGGUCCUGCCGGCGGCGAUGCUUACUUUGACCCUGAGAGCAACUCGUUCGUCAUGCCCUACGCUCAGCCCGUCACUCGUCGUGCGAUGACGCCACCACCCAACGGCUCUCGUUUCCGAGGCCCGCCUCCUCCCCGGGCCAUGCACGGAUCCAUGGGUGGUCGCAUGGCCAGCCCCGGCCCUGGCGGCAGGCGUCCUCCUCCUCGUGCCGGCUCGGUCAUGUCCAGCCGGCUCGGACCUUCUCGUCCAGGUUCCGACAUGUCAAGCCAGUACACUCCUCGACCUGGCUCUUCGGUUUCCAAUAUGACUGCCGGAGGUAGACCUAAGCCCAAGGGACCUCCCCCUGCCGAUUUGACUACCAUGCCCAAUCCCUCCAAGCUCAAGGAUGACUCCUUCUCCAUCCUCAACCCUCUCGACUUCGCCCCCCCCGAGACCUUCUCCUCCCGCGCCCGUGGCCGUUCUCAGAGCCCGGCGGGAGAGAGACGCCCGUAUGCAGCGCCCCAAAUUCCUAUCCACUCCCCAUUGGUCAGCAGUUUCGAAGAUAUGCCUGCCAUGCCCAGCCCUCACUUGUUGCGCAAAUCCGGAACCUUCACUGGUCUCGACUUUGCUCCUCCCCGCAAGUUCAAGGAUGGUGACAACAUGAGCGAUGCCGGUAGCAUUCGCAGCAACCGCAGCGGUAUCUCGGCUGUCCAGCAGGCCGCUCUUCGCAGCGGUGCCGGCAGAGUCAGCCGCUUGCCUGGCGAUAUGGUGUUCACGCCGACGGCCCUCGACGACCAGCUCAAGCCGCAAUGGGGCAUGCGUCCUUAA
Messenger RNA from Colletotrichum orchidophilum, 2346 nucleotides. RefSeq lists its product as uncharacterized. Lineage: Eukaryota; Fungi; Ascomycota; Sordariomycetes; Glomerellales; Glomerellaceae. The record is from RefSeq and is a predicted model, not a curated record. The transcript is spliced from 3 exons. The coding region runs from base 1 to 2346 and encodes 781 amino acids.